Messenger RNA from Spodoptera frugiperda (fall armyworm), 2663 nucleotides. Its product is annotated as zinc finger and SCAN domain-containing protein 21. The coding region runs from base 460 to 1572 and encodes 370 amino acids. NCBI's taxonomy places the organism in Eukaryota, Metazoa, Arthropoda, Insecta, Lepidoptera, Noctuidae. The transcript is spliced from 7 exons. Gene Ontology annotation, cellular component: nucleus. The record is from RefSeq and is a predicted model, not a curated record.
UCAAUGUUAGCGCUUCCUUCAGUGCACGUUCAGAGAAGAGCGCGUGCGCAUCCUACCGCGCAUGCGCCGUACACUACCCCGCCCAGAGCCGUAAUGUAAUAUUGUACCGAAUUACCGGACUUACAACUCUGAACAUUAUUCGUAUCGUUCGCGCAUUUUUUCGUGGACUUUGAACAAUAUUUUUUUUUAUCGAGUGUGUGCUACACUAAACAAACUCACGCGCAGUGAUUAAUACAUAACGACAUUUCACCGGGCGAUCGAUCACACACAACCGAUAUUUCGUUGGCGACAUCGCCGACCGAUAAUAUAAUCGAACCGACGUCCCAACAUUUUUUUUUCUUUUCGUACACUAAUUUAUUUAUCCUCAUUAAGUGUGAUGGACGAGACCGGUCACAUUUUUAAAUAUAACUCAUUAAUGUUGUGACCGUGGGUGGAACUUAGUAAGACUGUGGUUUAAAGAUGGAGACUUUGGUGUUGAUUCCUCAAGAUUUGAGCCUGGCUUUGAGGCCUGGUGGUGCGAGAGGUCGUGAGGCUUCCGUCAGCGUGUGGACCUCGGCUGAGCUUCCUCGAGGGUCCUUACUGUACCCAUUCCAGGGCACAAUAAGGAUUGAUAAGCUUCAUGUUUACACAUACGUUCCGGAUCAUGAUAUACGGCACAGAUUCGGAUUAUUCGAUGAAGUGUGUACCUCUGGCGGAGUGCAAGUCCGUCACUGUAAUUGGGUUCGAUUUCUGCGUGUGUCAGAUAACUAUGGACCGCAAGUAAACCUAGUCUGCACAAAAGUCAAGGGUGAGCCGGUCUACGAAGCGGUGAAGCCCGUGUCUGCACAUACAGAGCUGGUGGUCUACUACCUUCCUGAGAGACCUGAGGAGAUGUUCUUCGUGAAGAUGAGGAACAACCUUUACAGACAAACUAUGGACUCGAUAUUGGAAGAUUCACCACUAGACCUGUCCACAUCACUCCUAUCAAGAGUCCUACUCCCAAUAUCCCCUCCAUCUGGUGCAGAAGAUGAACACAAAUCUGUAUCAGGAGACUCCCUCACGUCAUCAUCAGCAGGUUCAUCAAACGAACUCCUGGAUAUGACUCCGAAAAUCCAAAGAAGACCAGCUAAGUCUGAAAGAGCGUUACUACCUUGUGAAGUUUGUGGGAAAGCCUUUGAUAGACCUUCGCUGUUGAAACGUCAUAUGAGGACACAUACGGGUGAAAAGCCUCAUGUAUGUAUGGUAUGCAACAAAGGCUUCAGUACAUCGAGCAGUUUAAACACACACAGAAGAAUCCAUUCAGGGGAGAAACCUCAUCAAUGCCAGCACUGUGGGAAGAGGUUCACGGCUAGCUCCAACCUGUACUACCAUCGAAUGACACAUAUAAAGGAGAAACCACACAAAUGCAGUCUAUGCUCCAAGUCGUUCCCAACGCCUGGAGACCUCAAGUCUCACAUGUACGUGCACAGCGGCUCCUGGCCCUACAAGUGCCACAUAUGCUCCCGAGGGUUCUCCAAGCAUACUAACUUGAAGAACCAUCUCUUCUUGCAUACCGCUAAGCAUCAAAGAAACAGUGCAAGAGACGCCACCUGAAUGACAAAGACAUAAUUUCUUGCAUAUUUUACUUCUAUGCAGAUUUUUUCAUUUCAUUUUAAAUGAAGACUUAAAGCGUCUUACAAAAUAUAAAAGUGUGAUAUUAGAUUAAGUAAUUAGUUAUAAGUGUUAUCUAUUUAAGUUAUAUUUAUGAUUUACUUAUUUAGAAUUUAAAAUUAGGGAGAUAAAAACUGAAUUUUUGGGGGCUUUUUUAUUAAAUAGAUUUUUUUGUAAGUGUAAAUAUUUUUUUCGAUUAUAAUAUAAUGGUUUCAUGGACUUUUUGGGGGGUGUAAAGUUUUUUUGAAUUAAUUUUUUUAGUAAUUUGGUGUGAAAAUAAGCGAAAUUAAUAUCCUGAUAUUAUUACUUAUGGCCUUUAGUUUCAUAGAUAUAACGUAGCAUAAAUAUAUUAUUGUUAUUUAUUAUCAUAAAUAAUGAUUUACAAAAUUAUUCAUUAAGCAUUAAGAAAACAUUCGAAUAUAAAACUCGAAUGAAUUUAAAAAACGAUCUAUAUGAUAUUUAUCUGAGCGAUAUUUAUCAUAUAAAAAGCUGUUUUAUAAUAUUGUUAAUAUUAUUUACGUUUUCUCGAUUUACCGUAAAAUAGAAUGAAUGAAAUUCGAGGGGUGAAUAGACCUAGAUUCCGAGUGGAUAGGUUGCUUAUGGGCAGACGUGCUCCAUCGUAGGCCGCAUCAUCACUUACUAUCAGGUGAGAUAGUGGCCAAACGUCGACCCAUUAAAUGUAAAAAAAAUACAGAAUGAAUAAAAUGUUGGCAAAAUGUUCUAACAUCUAUUCACCCCACUCUUGUGUCUUUCACCCUUUGAAUUUUAUUCACCCCGUUUUACCGUAUUUCACAGAGUUUUGGCACAAUAUCGGAAUAACUACAUAGUGUUAUGUAGAAAUAAUUAUGUAAAUAAUAGUAUAUAAGGGCUUAGGUAUAAUAUACCUACAUUGAGUAUGUAUAUUGUGAUUUCAUCUCCGUCCGUUUCUCUGUAAAUAUAUUCUAAGGAUGCUAUCAUGCAACGAAUUAUUAAAUUAUGAAUAUUAUUUAUAUUUUUUGGAUAAGUAUUUGAAUAAAUAAAUUACUAUAAAUUAA